AUGGAUUUAGAGAGUAAAGGUUCUUUUUUGCCUGUUUUUGCAACUCUAAGAGGCAUAUUAGCAUUGAUGUUUAGUCUGUUUAUUGCCGGAUGGAAGUACCUGCAGAAUCACAACAAGACCCAGAUGGAGAGAAAAAAGCUUUUCAUCUCACUCUGUUGCCAGACAAUGAGUGAGAAUGCCAACUUGACUAUUUUCAAGUACGUGGUGAAUCCUGUAUUGCGAGUAGUGUGUCUUGGUCUAGCUAAACGACACGGAAUGACGAAAUAUGACUCUGAUGAAGGGAAGGGCUACUGGGUAAGACAAGCUCAGAAUCAAGAUUCGCAGCCGGAUAAGCAAACACGGAAGUUGCUUCUAUACGUCCAUGGAGGCGGGUUUGUAUGUGAUUUAUUGCCAACGAGCUUAGCGUCCAUUCGCAUUUUAUCGAAUGAACUAGACCAAAAUACAGCGGCAUUAGCACUAAACUACCCGCUAUUCAGCAAGUGCACGGAUCUCAACGAAUAUAUAUGGAAGGAGUACUGCAAGCUGGCAUCGCAGUACUCGGAAGUCAAUCUCGUUGGUGAUUCAUGCGGAGGCCAUCUUAUUCUAAACAUUAUGCUAAGAUGUCACCGCGAAAAUUACGCGAACCGGCCAAGCACGGCCAUCGCCAUAUCACCCUGGUGUAAUAUCCUAGAUACAAAUACGAUAGACCUAGAUGCUAUCCAGGGUUUUAAUGUCGACUUGCUCAACCGUGAGACCUUAGUGACAUACCAGCAUUCAUACUUAAACGAAGAAGAACCGCCGUUGACUCAAGACUCAUGGCUCAUAAACACUAACAACACCGCGGCCGAGACCUGGCAAGAUAUCCUACAGCGCACUAGACUACUGGUAAACUACGGGGAAUGCGAGGUGUUCAAGAUCCAGGUAGAGCAAUUCUUAGCACAUAUUGGAUCCAAUCCAAAUCUAGUCGUUCAGCGACAAAAAAAUGGGUUCCACACAGAACCACUUAUCAUGAGCGACAAGAAAGUCUUGAAGUCGUGGAGAGAUUUCAUACUAGCAGCUCCAAGCGAGGAGAAGGUCAACCAAGUCCCUUAA
This is a messenger RNA of Kluyveromyces marxianus DMKU3-1042, 1071 nucleotides long. It is a transcript of the gene SAY1, whose product is annotated as steryl deacetylase. Lineage: Eukaryota; Fungi; Ascomycota; Saccharomycetes; Saccharomycetales; Saccharomycetaceae. The record is from RefSeq and is a predicted model, not a curated record. The transcript has a single exon. The coding region runs from base 1 to 1071 and encodes 356 amino acids.